GGCCACGCCAGAACCCUAAGAUCCUGAUGACGUCACGAGCUGGCUCUCUUGCGAUUGGUUGGCAUCUGUUACUCCCGCCAUUCAAUGAAAAGUAACCGUUGCCUGAGGAGAAAGGAGCUGCAAGGCGAGUCGAGAGGCGCUCAGUAAUUCUUCAGCGGGACCCCCCGAAUUGUAGCAUGGCUACCUCUACCCCCAGCCGCUCGGCCCCUGCACGUGGAGCCUCCACGCCGCUCUCGCCAACUCGUAUCACCCGACUGCAGGAGAAAGAAGAGCUGCAGCAUCUCAAUGACCGCCUGGCCAUGUACAUAGACCGGGUGCGAUCCCUGGAGCUGGAGAAUGACCGCCUGAUGCUAAAGGUUUCCGAGAAGGAGGAGGUCACUACCCGGGAGGUUAGUGGGAUCAAGCUCCUAUAUGAAACUGAACUUGCUGAUGCUCGAAAAGUAUUAGAUGAAACUGCAAGGGACAAAGCAAGGCUACAGAUUGAGUUGGGAAAGUAUCGAUCGGAUCUUGAUGAAGUAACAAAAACACUGAAGAAGAAAGAUGCCGAUCUGCUUCAGGCGCAGCAGCGUAAUAAAGACCUGGAGGCCUUGCAUUUCCGGAGUGAGUCUGAACUUAAUGCAGCCUUUGAAGAGAAACGGAAUCUGGAAGCGGCUUUUGCUGAUCUAAAGGCUAAGCUCGCUAAGGCCGAAGAUGCUCACGCUGUUGCCAAGAGGCAGCUAGAAAAUGAAACUUUGAUGCGUGUGGACUUCGAGAAUCGUUGCCAGAGUCUGCAAGAGGACCUGGAUUUCAGAAAGAAUAUAUAUGAAGAGGAGUUCAGAGAGACCAGGAAACGUCAGGAACGCAGUUUUGUAGAAUUAGAUAAAGGCCAAAAAUAUGAAUAUGAAUCUAAGUUGGCACAAGCCCUUGAUGAACUCAGAAAACAGCAUGAUGAACAAGUUAGACUGUACAAGGAGGAGAUGGAGCAGACUUACCAGGCAAAGCUGGACAACAUCAGGCGUUCUACUGAUUACAAUGACCAGGCUGCAGGAGCAGUCCGAGAAGAGCUGAGUGAGGCACGAAUGAGGGUGGAGGCGCUCGCUUACCAACUUACAGGUCUGCAGAAGCAGUUAAAUGCAUCAGAGGCUCGUGUCCGUGAGCUGGAGGAAUUGCUGUCCAAUGAACGCGACAAAUACCGCAAACUUUUGGACCAUAAGGAUAAAGAACUUGCAGCCAUGAGAGACCAUAUACAGAGGCAGCUGACAGAAUAUCAAGAAUUGCUAGAUGUGAAGUAUGCCCUUGAUAUGGAGAUAAAUGCAUACCGCAAGUUGUUGGAAGGAGAAGAGGAGAGGUUGAAAUUGUCACCAAGCCCACAGUCUCAUGUCACAGUAUCUCGAGCUACUUCAAGCAGCAGCUCUGCUACCACUCGCCAGUCUCGCAAUAAAAGAAAACGCAUGGAAACCGGACAAAGUGAGGAAAUCGGCAAUGUUCAGUCUUCUGCUAGCUGGGCUAGACUGCCUCGUGGUUCAAGCAGCGCUGGGGAACGAAGCAGUAGUAGCAAGUUCCAUAUGUCACAACAGGCUACUGCAACUGGUAGCGUCACUAUAGAGGAGAUUGACCAGGACGGAAAGUUUGUUCAUCUAAAAAAUAGUUCUGAUGAGGAUCAAGCUCUAGGCAGCUGGAGACUUAAGUUGAGCAUUGGAAACCAAGAAGAAAUUGUAUAUAAAUUCACAGCCAAAUAUGUGCUGAAAGCAGGGCAGUCUGUUAAGAUAUACAGCGCUGAUGCCGGGGUCGCCCAUAGCCCUCCAUCUGUUCUAAUCUGGAAAAACCAGAGUUCUUGGGGUACAGACAGCAAUAUCAAAAUCUCCCUGGUGAACAGUGAUGAGGAGGAAGUAGCAGUUAGAACUGUAACAAAGACUGUCGAGUCCACUGUAGACGUAGAAGAAGAUGGUGAGGAUGAAGAAGCUGAGUUUGGGGAGGAAGAUCUAUUUCACCAGCAGGGUGAUCCUCGUACAACCUCCACAGGCUGUUACCUGAUGUAACCAGUCUUCGGUGUUUGCUGAUUUACUGCCAGAGUUGCUAUUUUUUAUAUGUUUUUUCUUUAGGCAUUGUUUAGCUUCACCUAUGAGAAGCAAACUACUGCCAGACAUGUUUGCAAAGUGUUUUUUAAUAUAUAUUAUUUGUUUGUUUUUUUGUGGUUUUAUUAACACUAUAUCUUGGUAAGGGCACAAGUUUUACGUUUUACCUUUUAUAUGGCAGAAAUCUUGUAGAGGUAAAGUUUUAUUGCGUGCUUAGCAUGCACAGAAUGUUUUACUGGUUAACUUUUCAGUUGACUGACAAAUGGCCUACUUUUAUAGUUUGAUACAUUUUCUAGUACUACAAAUUUCCACUGGGGAUUGUUCUACAAAUGAGAGAACUGUUGACAUUAUAAACCAAUCAAUGGCAUCUUAUCUUGGCCAUGUCUACUUCUGUUGUAGAUAUUUUGCCAAGUAGGAAUGACCAAAUACAAGCAUCUUGGGUGUGAAGUAUUAUUCUACUUUGCCUUGUGGUAUAUGUAUAGAUACAACAACUUGAUUUCGGAAAUCAUAAUCUGUAAGUCUACCCCCUAGUUAUUUGUAAUAGCGUGUUCUGUUGUGGUGCCGUUAAUCAGUGCCCAUGUGUUACAAGUAGGUUAAACUUA
Molecule: messenger RNA, 2656 nt
Organism: Bufo bufo (common toad)
Lineage: Eukaryota; Metazoa; Chordata; Amphibia; Anura; Bufonidae
Gene: LMNB2
Product: lamin B2
Exons: 12
Coding region: 177-2018 (613 amino acids)
Source: RefSeq, a predicted model, not a curated record